AUGUCCGAUAAAGUAUCCACAGACCAAUACGGACGGAAAACAUGGGACGUGGAGGCAUAUGCCGAGGAAGCGAGACGAGGAAAGUCGAAGAAAGACGCUCCCUCGGAUAAAGCCGUUGAACUGGUGAAGAAGUUGAAUGGCCAGAACUACCUUGAUCACCGAGCAAAUCUUCUAGAUGAGUCUGUGCUGGCUGUGGGGAAACAUACGUUGAUCAGUGCAGAUUCCAACACCUCCAGUACAUUUGGUAAGAACAAGCGGUUUGGAUUUUUCUGUCCUAUUUGUGACCUCUCGUUCCGAGAUACAUUGGCAUUGGUGGAUCAUUUUAACUCUGCACAGCAUGUAAAAAAUGCCCGGAAAAUUGCACAGCAACUGGGAACGUCCGACUUGGGAGAAGAUGUUGGUGAGGUUAAGAGAGCUAGUGCAGAGGAGGUGGCGAAGACUAUAGAGAAUUUGGUGCAGCAGCUGCUACGAGCUCAGGCUGUGAAAGGAGCAGAUUCACUCCAGGUUAGAAUUGUCAAAAGACAGGAGUUCGAGGCCAAAAAGCUGGCUGCACGGAAGGAACGUAGAAAGAGGCAGAAAACCAAAAAGAAUGUGAGGGAGAAUGCGGAGGACGAGGUGAAUAGUGAGAUGGCAGCGAUGAUGGGAUUCCAUGGGUUUGGAAGCACUAAAGCUUAG
Molecule: messenger RNA, 675 nt
Organism: Sungouiella intermedia
Lineage: Eukaryota; Fungi; Ascomycota; Pichiomycetes; Serinales; Metschnikowiaceae
Source: the annotation of a GenBank genome assembly